Tachysurus fulvidraco (yellow catfish) is the source of this 1405-nucleotide messenger RNA. Its product is annotated as ras-like protein family member 10B. The record is from RefSeq and is a predicted model, not a curated record. The transcript has 4 exons. Bases 405 to 1088 code for a protein of 227 amino acids. Lineage: Eukaryota; Metazoa; Chordata; Actinopteri; Siluriformes; Bagridae. Gene Ontology annotation, molecular function: GTPase activity; GTP binding.
UGCGUAUAAAGAGCGCGAGCACCAGGUCUCAGUGAGCGGACAGGUUUCAAGUGCGUGUGCACUUUUGUGUCUUUCCUUGGUGCGCGAGCAUCAGGACCUGUUGUUUUUAUUUAUUUAUUUAUUUAUUUUUGUAUGGGGGGGUUGCACCACCAGAAACAGGAGGAUGUCCCAGCGUUACUGCUGUUGUUGGAGGCACCUGGAAUGCCUACGCAUUGGACGUGUCGGGAGCCAAAAGUCGUGAAAAGUCGCUGGUCGGUUUGUUCCUCGUGGCGCAGAAUCGAGCUUUCGAGGGAAAGUAUCACGAGGGUCCCAGGUUUAGUCAUCCUAUGAAUGGGGCUGUGCUGUGCCCAGCUCAGCUCCUCGUGCCCUGGUCAGGACUAUGCAGGGCCCUGGUACCCUCCUGAAUGCAUUGGCCAGCGGUUUGCGAGAGCAGGGAGGGCGGUGGGGCCCACCGAGGCCGAGGUGGACGUGGUGCUAUGCCCCCUCCAUUCCGGAUAGCAGUGCUGGGUGCGCAGGGGGUGGGCAAGACAGCCAUUGUGCAGCGCUUCCUCCACGAUGACUACAGUGACGUGGCCUCAUCAAGCCGCACACGUCGGGUGUAUCUGUCCGCCGCUGUGCUCAACGGCCAUGUGCACGACCUGCAGAUCACAGACUACCCGGCCAUCAGCAGCUUCCCCGUCAGCUCCCUCCAGGAGUGGUCAGACGUUUGCUGUCGAGGUAUCCGCAGUGCCCAUGUCUACAUUCUGGUUUACGACAUAUGCUGCUUCGACAGCUUCGAGUAUGUCAAGACUAUGCGCCAGCAGAUCCUGGACACCCGGGUCAUGGGUGCAACAGAGACACCGAUCUUGAUAGUAGGCAACAAGCGUGACCUUCAGCGAGGCCGGGUCAUCCCUCGCCACAAUGUCUCAGACUUGGUGCGCAAGAGCUGGAAGUGCGGCUACGUGGAGUGCUCGGCCAAGUUCAACUGGCACAUUUUGCUGCUGUUCGGCGAGGCUCUGCGGAGCGUGGGCUGUGCCAGGUGCAAACACGUGCACACCACGGUACGCUUUCAGAGAGCACUAAGGAGAGAGCGUUGCGCCCUCAUGUGAGGUGCGAGCUUGUCACGAUGUCUCACUCGGUUUGAAACAAAAUCCAGUUAUAGCUGUGAUAAUGAGUUUGGGUUGCCUUCUAGCCAAGGAAUCCUGUCAUGGACGUUUCACUAAGGAAAAAUGUGUCCUCUGUUCACACAAACUGCUUACUGAUGCCAAGAGGAAUCCUCAGAUGCUGCUCGUCCUGGAACGAAAUGUAUCAACGUUGACUGAAGCCUCAAAAAUCAGCUUUAAUAUUCAUGUUGCUGAAAUGCAAAUAAUGUGUUCAUGCUGGGACUGCUUUAAGAAGCCCAUUAAAGCUUUUUAUCUCGGGCAUA